AUGGAUGCGUUUGAAGAGACACUUGCAUCUCUUAGAAGGAUGACAACAAUCCCCUGGCGAAGAAUCUCUUUUAAAACUCUUUCCACUAAGGAUAGACUUAGGAAUUGGAGUAUGGAGUUGGACCCUAAAUUGUGUUCUUCGCUGAGGAAGAAUCUCUGCAACAUUUGUUCUUUUAGUGUACGUAGUUUCUCAAGUUGCAUAUGGGAGAGUAUCUUAUCCAAAUUUCAAGUUCAGAGAAAGGCAGAUGCAUGGACUGAAAUUGCUAUUGCCUUUUGCAAAGGCAAAUCAUUCAAAUCUCUCCUCUUUAAACUGGCUCUUGCACCAGUUGUAUACCAUGUUUGGAUAGAGAAAAACUCUAAAAAUUUUGGUGGAAUGUCUAAAAGUGUUGCUGAAGUUUUGAAAUAUAUAAAUGAGAACAUCAGAUAUAGAGUUUAUACUUGGAAACAGAUUCUUAGUUCUAUUGAGAACCAAAUUUUUUGUGAUCUUUGGAACAUCUCAAGUAGAAUUUUUGGGAUUGUUUUGGCCAAAGUUUUGAUAGGUAGAAAGUAG
Rhododendron vialii is the source of this 549-nucleotide messenger RNA. RefSeq lists its product as uncharacterized. The coding region runs from base 1 to 549 and encodes 182 amino acids. The record is from RefSeq and is a predicted model, not a curated record. Lineage: Eukaryota; Viridiplantae; Streptophyta; Magnoliopsida; Ericales; Ericaceae. The transcript has 2 exons.